UGGGUUCAUAACUACAGUAAACUGACCAACGCAAACCGCAUCGAUCAACUCCUUCCCCAAGUCGAAGCAAAAUCCCUAGCGAUGUCGUCGCCGCCGCCCGCCGCCGCCGCCGCGAUGGCCGUCGACGACGCCGACGACGACCAGCUCGCCUCCAUGUCCACGGAGGACAUCGUCAGGGCAACCCGCCUCCUCGACAACGAGACCCGCGUCCUCAAGGAUGAGCUGCAGCGGACGAACCUUGAGGUGGAAUCCUACAAGGAGAAGAUCAAGGAGAACCAGGAGAAGAUCAAACUCAACAAGCAGCUGCCUUACCUUGUCGGCAACAUCGUCGAGAUAUUGGAAAUGAACCCCGAGGAUGAGGCUGAAGAGGAUGGUGCGAACAUCGAUCUGGAUUCACAAAGGAAAGGAAAAUGCGUUGUUUUGAAGACAUCCACAAGACAAACAAUAUUCCUUCCUGUAAUCGGGCUUGUUGACCCUGAAAAGCUCAAGCCUGGGGAUUUGGUUGGAGUCAACAAAGACAGCUACUUGAUACUAGACACGCUACCUUCAGAAUAUGAUUCACGGGUUAAGGCAAUGGAGGUAGAUGAAAAGCCUACAGAGGAUUACAAUGACAUUGGUGGCCUUGAGAAACAGAUUCAAGAGCUUGUUGAAGCAAUAGUAUUGCCCAUGACUCACAAGGACCGGUUUCAGAAGUUGGGAAUUCGCCCCCCGAAAGGUGUUCUUUUGUACGGACCACCUGGCACUGGAAAGACCCUAAUGGCUCGUGCAUGUGCUGCCCAAACUAACGCCACAUUUCUGAAACUUGCUGGUCCACAGCUUGUCCAGAUGUUCAUCGGUGAUGGUGCAAAGCUUGUCCGUGAUGCCUUUCAGCUUGCAAAGGAGAAAUCCCCCUGCAUCAUUUUUAUUGAUGAAAUUGACGCAAUUGGAACAAAGCGUUUUGAUAGUGAAGUUAGUGGUGACAGAGAAGUGCAGCGCACAAUGUUGGAGUUGCUGAAUCAGCUAGAUGGAUUCAGUAGUGACGAGAGGAUAAAGGUGAUAGCUGCAACUAAUCGCGCGGACAUUCUUGAUCCUGCUUUGAUGAGGUCUGGUAGGCUGGACCGAAAAAUUGAGUUCCCUCAUCCAUCCGAAGAAGCACGAGCUAGAAUUUUGCAAAUCCAUUCAAGAAAAAUGAAUGUAAACCCUGAUGUCAACUUUGAAGAGUUGGCACGAUCUACGGACGACUUCAAUGGUGCACAACUGAAGGCCGUUUGUGUAGAAGCAGGCAUGCUUGCCCUACGCCGAGAUGCUACAGAGGUGACACACGAGGAUUUCAAUGAAGGGAUCAUACAAGUGCAAGCCAAAAAGAAGUCCAGUUUAAAUUAUUACGCUUAAUUCUUCCGAGAGAGUUAUUAGGCCUAAGGAAACGCUCCGUCCAAAAUUGUUUGUUUGUAACACUACCGUUUUAUAUAUUUGUGUGGUUCAAGAUGUGAUUGUACGAAACAUGUCUUGCGCUGUUCCUUCUCUGCUUGAUAUAUACUGAUAGAAGUUGACUCGUCCCUUGCGUAA
Messenger RNA from Oryza sativa Japonica Group (Japanese rice), 1545 nucleotides. NCBI's taxonomy places the organism in Eukaryota, Viridiplantae, Streptophyta, Magnoliopsida, Poales, Poaceae. The record is from RefSeq and is a predicted model, not a curated record.